This is a messenger RNA of Fusarium falciforme, 624 nucleotides long. RefSeq lists its product as hypothetical. The record is from RefSeq and is a predicted model, not a curated record. The transcript has a single exon. The coding region runs from base 1 to 624 and encodes 207 amino acids. Lineage: Eukaryota; Fungi; Ascomycota; Sordariomycetes; Hypocreales; Nectriaceae.
AUGUUCCUGCCCGCUUGCCUCCUGACAUCUCGAGACCUCGGCGUAAGCGAAAUCACUCUGUACAACGAAGCCGACCAAAUCACUCAGCUCAAGAAUGUCAACCACAUGUUCAAUGUAACUUGGACAUGCCCUUACUCUCUGGUCGUCUUCAUUAGCGGAGCUCCUCCUCGAACCGUAAACUCACAGGGGGCUUCACUCUCUUGGAGCGUGACGUUUGCACAAACGUCACGCCGCAAUCUCACUGGGACUUUGCAGUAUAACAUUCCUCGAACCGCCCUUUGCGGCGAGCAAGAAGCCAUUCUCAGGUUCCUGGAUUUCGUGCGAUCCGACGACUUUGACAUCCUGUGGCGAAAAGUCAUCAUUGUUGUCUCUAACGACACCAAUAUGUCAAGAAUGGUCUGCUUCCUGGAAAAUGACGCUUUCAACAACGGACCCGGCCACAAACCCUCCAGGUUCAGCGACAGAGGGAGGAGGCAGCUCAUAUCCCAAAGUCUCAAGCAGAUUCGGAUGGCGAAGGAUUUUGAUGUCGAAUUCUGGCGCGUGCCAAAGGAUCAGAUGGUGCAACCCUUGCCGGCCGCUUCCAACGAGUUGAAUUCGAGUGGAUCGUCGGGACAGUCGCAGUAA